Molecule: messenger RNA, 3021 nt
Organism: Annulohypoxylon truncatum
Lineage: Eukaryota; Fungi; Ascomycota; Sordariomycetes; Xylariales; Hypoxylaceae
Product: dynamin family protein
Exons: 3
Coding region: 188-2953 (921 amino acids)
Cellular component (GO): microtubule; membrane; cytoplasm
Molecular function (GO): microtubule binding; GTPase activity; GTP binding
Source: RefSeq, a predicted model, not a curated record
CUUCAACGCUCCACGCCACCAGCCCACUUUAUAAUCUGUGUCCCGCCAUCGCUUGACCAACCUGCCAAUUUACCAGCAAAACCCAAUUUCUGCUGUUUCUGCCGUGUCGGAUCGAGGACUGGAAGCCGUCGACCUUUAUGGUUCUCUAAUAUCGGGUUUUAAAUCGCCUCCGCAUCUCACAACCGGCAUGAGCGGACGGUUAAUAUCAGCGGUCGGGCGCCUCCCGGCCAUGCGUUCGGCCUCGGUUCGAAGUUUGCGACAAUAUCAUCAGCUGUCUUCCGGCGGUCUCCUUCGUGCCGAUGCUGCUGUUCGCGCAACCCGCCGACGGAUGUGGUUCCCGGUGAACUCAUUCCACAACGCCGUCGCUGUACGAAAUGCCUCCUUCGGCCGUUUCCUGCCUCGGUUGGUGGUCAAAUUCAUAAGGAUACCUGCCAUGGCAGGCGGUGUCAUGAUAGGUGGACUGGCUUGGAUACAAUAUCAAGCUACACAGGCCGGAAAUUACGCUUGGGAUAUUGUCAUUAACACGAAAGAUACGGUUGCAAACACGGCCACAGGCUUUAUAGAUGGUGCCAAGGAUAUUGCCGAUCAGACGAUGCGAGGGUGGCAAAAUACGAAAGAGAAGGUUGAGCUACCAGAAUGGAUGCAGAGUAUCCUAAAACUUCAAGAAGAGAUAGGAUCUGGAAAACAAGGUGAUGGACCUGGUGGUGAGGAGCCUCCGAAACAGAGUAGAGCAAAUGCCGCAGUUGUGGGUGGUGCUACCGCCGCUGCCUACGGCUACGAUCAAUCCUCCGACGAUGAUCCACGAAGUGCGGAUGAGAUGGCUAAGGAUGACCAAAUGAUGGUGCUAACAAAGAAGAUGAUCGAAAUUCGCAAUAUUUUAGCAAGAGUUGGACAGUCUAGUACCUUAACCUUGCCAUCUAUUGUCGUUAUUGGAUCGCAGUCGUCAGGAAAGAGUUCCGUACUCGAGGCCAUUGUGGGGCACGAGUUUUUGCCAAAGGGGUCAAACAUGGUUACCCGAAGACCUAUCGAACUCACCCUUAUCAACACGCCCGAUUCAGAUGCCGAGUUUGGUGAAUUUCCGGAUCUGGGGUUGGGAAAGAUCUCUGACUUUUCCUCAAUCCAGCGAACCCUAACAGAACUGAACCAGGCUGUCCCGGAAAGUCAGUGCGUAUCAGACGACCCGAUUCGACUAUCUAUCUCAUCGCCUAACAUCCCGGACCUCUCACUGAUCGACCUCCCUGGUUACAUUCAAGUAGUUGGCCAAAACCAGCCUUUGGAGCUUAAGCAAAGAAUAUCUGAGCUCUGUGACAAAUAUAUACAACCACCGAAUGUCAUACUAGCGAUUUCAGCUGCGGAUGUCGAUUUAGCCAAUUCUACGGCUCUGCGAGCUAGUAGAAGGGUUGACCCAAGAGGCGAACGGACAAUAGGUGUUGUCACGAAGAUGGACCUGGUCGAUCCCACUCGAGGAGCCUCUAUCUUGUGCGACAAACAAUAUCCUCUCCGUUUAGGUUACGUUGGUGUCAUCUCUCGCGCGCCGACAACGACUGGUUUAUUCAAGAAGGGCAAUACUAAUGUCACGUCUGCUGUUACUCGCAACGAAAACUCAUUUUUCUCAAGUCAUCCUUUGGAAUUUGGUCCCGGUUCGGAUAUCCAAGUUGGAACGUCAACACUACGCAAGAAACUCAUGCAUGUUUUGGAACAGACAAUGUCAGCUAGUCUACAGUCGACGAGCGAUGCGAUACGACAGGAACUCGAAGAGGCUACUUAUGAGUUCAAAGUACAGUACAACGACCGACCAUUGUCUGCGGAGUCAUAUCUAGCUGAGAGCUUAGAUGCUUUUAAACACUCUUUCAAGAGAUUUACCGAGGAGUUUGGUCGACCUGAAAUGCAUGAGCUCCUAAAGAACGAACUUGAUCAACGGAUGCUUGACCUCCUAGCAGCAAGAUACUGGAAUAAGCCUAUUUACGAUUUAAGCGUCCCCAUCGCCGAGCCUAACAGCCUUGUCGAUCUUCCCAAAGCGGAUCCUAACUCUCUCUAUUGGCGUAGACAACUUGAUGCUUCUACUUCGUCGCUCACAAAACUUGGUGUUGGUAGACUGGCCACUAACGUAGUAGCCAGCUCUAUCCAAUCCCGGAUUGACGCUCUUAUCAGCCACUCAACAUUUGUGAACCAUCCGUAUGCGCGUCAGGCGAUUACCGAGGCUGCUGCGAGUAUCUUGAACGACAGGUUUUACAGCACUAGCGAUCAAGUAGAAAAUUGCAUCAAACCUUUCAAGUUUGAAAUUGACAUGGAAGAACGCGAAUGGACCGCAGGUCGAGAUCAUGUCCAAGGCGUCUUAAAAAAGGAGCUAUCUGCCUGUGAGGGCGCUCUGAAAGGUCUCGAGUCAACAGUCGGUGGACGCAGAAAACUUAAGGAAGUCAUGAACUUUGUCGAUAAGGCUAGGAAAGGCGACGUCAUAGUUGAAGGCGAGAGCCGCAGUGGCGCGGGAGGGUUCAGUGCAGAGUUGCUUGCUCAAGGGCGAGAAGCUGUUUUUCUGCGCGAUCGUGCUGACAUCAUCAAGAUGCGGAUGCUUGCGGUCAAGUCAAAACAAUGCGCUAACAUCAAGAAUAAAUACCACUGCCCAGAAGUCUUCCUGGACGCGGUCGCUUCGAAACUUGCAUCUACCGCCGUCCUUUUCCUUAAUGUGGAGCUACUUUCCGAGUUCUAUUACAAUUUUCCGCGGGAGUUAGACCUUCGACUUGGACGGCACCUGUCAGAUGAACAAGUAGAAAAGUUUGCUAAGGAAGAUCCCAAGAUCAAAAAACACCUUGAGGUUAUCAAGCGAAAGGAGCUUCUCGAGCUAGUGCUUGAAAAGAUGGAGAGCCUCAGACAGCUCGAAGGCCUAGAAAGAGAAAGGUCGAGGGGUGUGAAGAAAGGAGGAGAGAAAGAACGUGGACGAUGGGGACUCUUCUGAGUUUAUAUAUCGUCCUCUAGCUACUUCUGACGAAUUAUCAUGACGGGGGGAGGAGUUAAAAAGGUUUA